Molecule: messenger RNA, 3028 nt
Organism: Bombus pyrosoma
Lineage: Eukaryota; Metazoa; Arthropoda; Insecta; Hymenoptera; Apidae
Product: clavesin-2-like
Exons: 6
Coding region: 734-2146 (470 amino acids)
Cellular component (GO): membrane
Molecular function (GO): phosphatidylinositol bisphosphate binding
Source: RefSeq, a predicted model, not a curated record
AUAUAAAAUUGGUAAAGAACGUAGUAUUUCGCAUACAUAUAAUAUCGACUAACUCUAGAAUCUCUAAUCUUUAUUCAAGUUCUAUUUCUGUACUCUUAUUAUAAAAACAUAAAUUUGCAUAAACAUUGCCAGUGCGGUAAAUAAUCAUUCACUGAAAAAAUAGUUACAUGACUCGACAAAUUAUUCUUAAGUAACGACGAGCAAUAAUUUUACGGUAACGCUGAUACGAAUUCGUUUCUUCGUUUUUAAAGUGAAAUAUUUCGUAUCCUAGAAAUUUUUACCUUGAAAAUAUAGAUUUAUGGCUGAAAUUAAGAUUCAUGUUACAAAAAGUAAGUCUGAAAUAAUUAAUUAUUGCUGAAUGAUUUUAUGAAGUUCGCCGGAUCAAAGUAAAAGUCUCAAUAAGCAGUUACACGAACCGGUCGCGGUUAUCCUGCAAGCUGUAUUGCGUCUCAACGGUGUUUCACCUAGAAAUGAGUCAUUCCGGCUACUAGUUAGACUCGUUCGAUGUCUUCUUAAAGCGUUGAUUCAUCUGUCAUUUUUUAUAGAAUCAAAACAUAAAAUUAUAAAGAACAAUUGAGACGGUGAUAUUUUUACAAAAAUAUUCCUAAAGAAAAGACAGUUGAAUAUAUUUUUAGCCAUCGCUUAUACGUACUUGCUUUUUUCAAACAUAAUUAACGUAGUUCGAGUAUAUUUUUACACACAUCUGUGGUAAGGCGAAAGACGGGUCCGCAAGAUGUCUGAGUAUUGCGAGUACUUGUGGGACACCACAAGAGGUCACAUGAGCUCCGCACUUGCACGGAGUAUUUAUGAGGAGGAGGCCAGAUUCGACAAAUGCGACAAGAAACUGGCCAUUAAGACCGUCCGAGCAAUAUUGCGUGAAAUGCCGGAUGUAGACUUGAAGCACUGCACGGAUGAAUAUAUUACACGUUUCCUGCUAGCCCGGAAAUAUCGCACGGAACAAGCUGCUGCCCUGAUAGUCGCUUAUCAGGCGCAAGUAGCGCAUCGACAGGAUAUCUUCGGCAAUCUAACCGCAAGAGAUCCAGCCUUGCAGCGGGCGCUGCGCGCUGGAAUACCCGGUGUACUUCCUGCACGUGAUAGAAAAGGGAGAUGCGUACUCGUUAUUUUAGCCUCGCAAUGGGACCCUAUUGCAGUACCAGCAUUAUCAGUUCAACGCGCACUCUUUUUGGUUUUAGAAAUUCUCAUACAAGAUCCAAGGAAUCAGCAAUCCGGUUUCGUGGCGGUGGUAGAUUGGAGCGGAUUCUCUUUACGACAGGGCGGUGCCUUGGGCGCAGCGGCACUGCGAAACCUAAUAGCUGCUCUUCGAGGACGAUUUCCGGCUAGAUUCAAAGCUAUACACUUCCUGUCGGCGCCGCUUUACGUUCAGGCCACAUUGGCCCUUGUGAAACCUUUUUUGGACGAGAAAACUCGGAACAAGAUCUACUUACAUGGAAAUAAUUUGAGCACCCUGCAUGAACACCUGCCCACUGACAUUUUGCCAGCGGAAUUAGGUGGCACAGGGCCAGCAUUUAACCCAGGACUAUGGGCCGAACCAGUUAUUCAUUCAGCGAUGAAAGAAGCUGAACUGGCUGCGAUAAAAAAAGAGAAGGAGCAAGCUGAGAACGUAGAUCAGUCUCGGGACAAGAAAUUCGAGUCUAGAGACACGGAGAAUCAUAAAAGAAACGAAGCAGACUCUAUAAAAUCGAACAAUGGUGUGAAUAAAGAGAACGGAAGGCGAUUCUUCAAUCCUUUCGGUAAUUCUACGAAGAAUCAGUCGCCGAAGAAACCUGGAGGAACAAAUGUAGAACUGAAUCUAAUUAAUCGUACUAAUGGAUAUGCAGAAAGAAAAGAAGGUAGGAGAGAUAGUAGAACGAUAAAGGAAAACGAGGAUUCUUGCAGUAGAAGUAGAGAUAGAAUGUUAAGCAAUGGUAGCGCUGAUUACUUUGACGACAAAAGAGAACAAUACAAAGAUGUGCAGGAUAACUUGUUAGGAUCUCGAUCUGAAAGACGCUCGAAUGAAUAUGAGAUCUCAAAUAGACCAGAUAGCGAUGAUAGUAAGGAUAAUUCGUUAGAUAACAGAUCAGAGAAUGCACUAAUUGAUACAAGUAAAAUUGAAACUGCCUCCGAAGAAACGAAUCUCAUAACGUAAUGUUAAUUUUCUCGACUUCUUAGGUUAAAACAAAUUAACGCAGUAGUACUUCCAUGAGAAGUGUUGACUUUCAAUUUUAAAUAUAAUGAAAUCAAAUACUGUCGCUAGGUUUAAGAUCGGUAAAAUGUAGUAAGUUCCGUGAAAUUUGUAUUCUCUGUAGGUUUUAAAAGAUAUAUUGUGAUACGAUAUACAUCAUUUCUAAUAAGUAUUUAUACAUUAAUGAGGCUUUUAUUCUUUAUACAUAUAUACGAUUCUGUUUCAACUAGAUCAAUGUUAUUUAAACAUUGAACUUCUUAUCCUUUUUUAUCUUAUUUUAUUUUGAAUACCUUUUAUCAUGAAAGGAAUGAAUUCGUUUCCAUACGAAUUUUCAUUAUUUCAUAGACAUAUUUACAUAUUGCUACUACUAUUGUUCGUGACAAAAGUAAAAUGAACAUUGCGCGAACAUUCUCUAUGUUCCUCUUUCAAUCGUAUGUGAAAAACAUAUUCACAUAUAGUGUUAUAACUUUCAAUGAGUACUUACAUUGUGAACUUAAUAUUAUGAUAUUUAUCAAUUUUUAUAGGCUAUUUAUCGCUGUCCACAAAAACACGAGCAUAGUUAACAAAAAUCUUUGCAUGUGUAUGAAAUUCAUACAAUUAUCAGUCACAUUUUUUUAAAGAGUUUAUACGGCAAGCAAUUCGUAUUAGGAUUGUAAAUAUGUAUUAAAUUAUUUAUUGAUAUCAAAUGUAUCAUGAAAUCGAAGAUCUCUCAUUUCGUAUGACAUUCCCGAGAAGUGCGAAUCCUGUACUUACAUAUUCUUAGGAUUAUAAGUGUGAUAAAAAUUGCGUCGUAGGUAGUUUUUUAGUUCUCCUAACUGUAUUUUUUAAUAAAACAGUAUUUUAAUA